This is a messenger RNA of Cajanus cajan (pigeon pea), 1099 nucleotides long. Its product is annotated as tropinone reductase homolog At5g06060. The record is from RefSeq and is a predicted model, not a curated record. Gene Ontology annotation, molecular function: oxidoreductase activity. NCBI's taxonomy places the organism in Eukaryota, Viridiplantae, Streptophyta, Magnoliopsida, Fabales, Fabaceae.
ACCAACAGCGUUUCCAAAUAUGCCAGGCAGAAACGAUGUCGUUUUGUAGUAAGACGAAAAACACGUCCUUCAUGGUCACAAGAAGAACGUGAACAGAAGCAAAAGCAAACAACCAUGGCGAACGCAGAGGGCAGUAGCAGAGGCUCGAGAUGGUCUCUUAAGGGAACCACUGCUCUCGUUACUGGAGGCACACGUGGAAUCGGGCACGCUGUGGUGGAGGAACUGGCGGAGUUUGGUGCCACGGUGUACACGUGUUCGAGGAAUGAAGCAGAGCUGAAUGCAUGCUUGAAGGAGUGGAAAGAGAAGGGGUUUUCGGUUUCUGGAUCGGUUUGUGAUGCAUCUUCUCCACCCCAGAGAGAGAAACUCAUUCAGCAAGUGGCUUCUGCCUUCAACGGCAAGCUCAACAUACUUGUUAACAAUGUUGGAACAAAUGUGAGGAAACCAACAAUUGAGUAUACAUCCGAAGAAUAUUCAAAGUUGAUGACAACUAACUUGGACUCUGGAUACCAUCUGUGUCAACUUGCAUAUUCUCUUCUUAAAGCAUCUGGAAAUGGAAGUAUUGUGUUCAUAUCUUCUGUUGCAAGUCUGUCAAGCGUAGGUUCUGGAGCUAUUUAUGCAGCAAGUAAAGCUGCAAUCAAUCAACUUACGAAAUAUCUUGCUUGUGAAUGGGCAAAAGACAAUAUAAGGAGCAACUGUGUCGCACCAUGGUACACCAAAACACCAUUAGUGGAAUCUUUGCUUGCUAAAAAAGGGUUCAUCGAUGAGGUAAUAUCCCGCACACCAAUAAAGCGGGUGGCAGAAUCACAUGAAGUCUCAUCCUUGGUGGCUUUCCUUUGCUUGCCAGCAGCUGCAUACAUCACUGGACAAAUUGUUUCUGUUGAUGGAGGAUUUACUGCCUUUGGAUUUCAACCCACGAUGAGAAUUUCUUAAAGCAAAAUUGUCAUCUUUUUAGUUUGGAUUUCCUGAGUUUUGGAUCACCCAUGAUCCAUUUUUUUAUUUAUUGGUCAAUAAAUCAUUUUAAUAUUAUUAAUGUCAUUAAUGUGAGAUUAUCUGUGCUCUUUUCACCACCUUAUAUAUAUCCCUCAAUUCUUGUCCAUUA